Dissoconium aciculare CBS 342.82 is the source of this 1047-nucleotide messenger RNA. Its product is annotated as UDP-galactose transporter. NCBI's taxonomy places the organism in Eukaryota, Fungi, Ascomycota, Dothideomycetes, Mycosphaerellales, Dissoconiaceae. The transcript is spliced from 3 exons. Gene Ontology annotation, molecular function: antiporter activity; GDP-mannose transmembrane transporter activity. The record is from RefSeq and is a predicted model, not a curated record. Gene Ontology annotation, cellular component: Golgi apparatus. Bases 1 to 1047 code for a protein of 348 amino acids.
AUGCCUCAAUCCACAAGCAGCAAAGCCCUCGACCUGAACAGCCCCGUGCUGGCUGUUCUGUCGUACUGUGGCAGCAGUAUUCUGAUGACCGUAUCGAACAAAUACAUGGUGAAUGGCACAGGAUUCAACCUUCCAUUUGUGUUGCUGGUUGUCCAGUCUGCUGUCUGUAUCGCCGCCAUCUCCUCCGCCAAAGCCCUCGGAUCGAUCACGUACCGUGACUUCAAUACCGAGGAGGCCAAGAAAUGGUUUCCCGUUUCCAUUCUCCUCGUCGGUAUGAUCUACACGUCAAUGAAGGCGCUUCAAUUCCUCAGUAUUCCAGUCUACACGAUCUUCAAGAAUUUGACCAUCAUCUUAAUUGCAUACGGCGAGGUGUUGUGGUUUGGAGGAUCGGUCACACCAAUGGCCCUGCUCAGUUUCGGUUUGAUGGUACUUAGCAGUGUCAUUGCCGCCUGGGCGGACAUCUCGCACGCACUCUCUGGCAGUACCGACUCAGAUGCCAUUUCGACCUUGAACUUGGGAUACCUCUGGAUGGGCGCGAAUUGCAUUUGCUCUGCUGGUUACGUUCUCGGCAUGCGCAAGCGUAUCAAGCUGACGAACUUCAAGGAUUUCGACACCAUGUACUACAACAACCUUCUGUCUCUUCCGGUCCUCAUCAUCUGCUCAUUGGUAGUUGAGGAUUGGUCCGCCGCCAAUAUCGCACGCAACUUCCCACCAGGACGCCAGUGGCCCAUGAUCGCAGCAAUGGUUUUCACCGGCCUCAGCAGCAUUUUCAUCUCGUACUGCAGUGCGUGGUGUGUACGAGUCACCUCUUCUACCACCUACUCGAUGGUUGGUGCCCUCAACAAGUUACCGAUUGCCAUUAGUGGUCUGGUCUUCUUCAACGCACCGGUCACGUUCGCCAGUGUUUCUGCCAUCUUUGUCGGUUUCAUCUCUGGAAUGGUGUAUGCUGUAGCCCAAAUCUGGAAGAAGAAGGGCCAGGACGAGAACAAGAGCGUGUUGCCUACAAGCUCGAGUUCGCAAAGCAAUCGCGAUUCGCUCAAGGCAUAG